This is a messenger RNA of Xiphias gladius (swordfish), 1010 nucleotides long. RefSeq names its product growth arrest and DNA-damage-inducible, gamma interacting protein 1 (gene gadd45gip1). Gene Ontology annotation, cellular component: nucleus. The coding region runs from base 85 to 768 and encodes 227 amino acids. The transcript is spliced from 2 exons. The record is from RefSeq and is a predicted model, not a curated record. Lineage: Eukaryota; Metazoa; Chordata; Actinopteri; Istiophoriformes; Xiphiidae.
ACGAAAGCUCAUCUGCCGUGGUGAACAGGCACUGCGAUAGUCACCUAUGACUUCACUCUGGGUCCUUCUUGUAGAUGAAGAAAGAUGGCGGCGUCCGUGCUGUGCAGGAGGGUAGCAGUGUUAUGUAGAACUUUAAGUGGAAUUUCAUCUUCAAAAACUGCGAAUUCUCCGUAUGGGCCUCUGCUGCAGAUAGCGUACUACAACCCCAGACCUCUCAAGCUAAACCUCUGUGAUCCAUAUAUUCCAGACAAAGACAGUCGGAAGACGCCGGAGUGGCAGAAGACGGCCCGGUACGACGGGAAGCUGUACGGUCGCUACGGCUCGGCGUCGGGCAUCGACCCCACGUCCCUUUGGCCCAGCCACGAGCAGCUCGACGGGAUCAUCGCAGAGGAGAACGAGUGGCACCCUCCGCUAGAGGUGAUGCUAAGGAACAUAGCGGUCAAGGAGAGGGAGGAAACCGAAAAAUGGCAGGCAAAAGAGAGACUCAUUGCAGCAAACAUGGCCAAAAUGCCCAAGAUGAUAGCCGACUGGCGCAGAGAAAAGCGUGAAACCAAACAGAAGCUAAAGGAGGACAAGGCUCGCCGUGCAAAGUUGCUGGCUCAGGCCAGAGAGCGUUUUGGCUAUGCAGUGGACCCCCGCAGCCCCAAGUUCUUGGAAAUGGUUGCUGAGAUAGAAAAAGAGGAGAAGAAGAAGAAGAAACUAAUGAAACGCAGACUGAAAGAAGAGCAGGCGGCAGCUCCUGUCACACCGCCUGCUGCCUCUUCAUAGUCUUGGACUGAGUCAUUUUAGACAUAAAUAACUGUUGGGCCUCGGUCUAACUGUGUUUAAUGAGAUGGAAAGUGUACUGUAUAACACUUCAUUGCGACAUUUGUUGAAGAGUAUCUGAAGAACAGUUUGGUCCUUGUUUUGUGUGACUACAAAUGGCAUCGGAUGUCUCUACUGACCUUUAUCAAAGAGAACCCCUUCCUUUUUUUUUUUCUGUUUAAAAAAAAAAAAAAAAAAAGUUUAUC